UGCUACGUGGAAAGGAAGUGGCGAGCAUGCUAAUGCUAAUGUGGCUACAAAUUGAGAGCGACCAAAACAAACGAUGAAGGCGGAGCAAAGGAGCCGAAAACAGCUUGGAUUAGGCAUGGAACUGCGUUUGCUCUGAUCGUGGUGUUAGAGUUUAGGCAGGGUAUUAGAGGUACCUAUAUGUCUACUUUAGAAACCAUGUUAAUAUGAAUGCCAGUUGACGAGUUUGCGAGCUGUAACUGUAUCUGGGAUUGAUGUUUCCUCUGUACACAGACGCUAUGCUUUGGCUAACUAGCUAAGUGGUAGCUAGAUGUCAACAAAGCUUAUCCCGGAACACAUCUUGACAUAGUAAUAGUGUUUUCACUAGGUUGUCGUUUAUUUCAAGAAAUGCAGAGAUAGUUAAAGGGACUGUGGUUUAUGUGCUAACUCCAAUCCCCCUUUAAGAUCCGUGUUACAGUUCCUGGAGUUACUGAUAGCUAGCUAGCCACACAGUCAACAUGAGUUGGUUCAACUCCUCUCUGUCCAGCUUCGCUAAACAAGCUUUAACAACAGCUCAGAAGUCAAUCGAUCGAGUUCUGGACAUCAAAGAGGAGGACCAGUGGGGUGACACAGUUGUCAUGCCCUAUGAUGAUGUAACAAUACCUGGAAAGCUGUCACUGAGUGGAGGAUGGGGAAUGACGCCGUGGGAGGCGCCCCCUGAAGAGAGGCCCAUCACUCCUCCUCCUUCCUCUGAGGCCAUCACCACUCCUGUCACCCGCACAGUUGUGGAUGAAUCGGAAAACUUUUUCACUACCUUUUUGCCACCCGGAGACGUCCAAGGCGUCACCGUCUCCCAGGUAGUGUCCGUACCACCUACUAAGUCGCAAAGGCGGCCUCAGGAGAAGGAAAACAAAAGCAGGGAGACUGUGGCGCACGAAGAAGAGAAUUCAGCACCUGCGGACGAGACCCUGGAGUAUCAGACGGAUGAUGAAGACCAGAUAGUUGAUCUGGAUUCCUCAGCAGAAUCCCCUUUAUUCAGACACUAUCCUCCUGCAGCCAGUUUUCUCCUGCUCCUUCUCCCAGCGAUCUUCCUGACAGCGAAAUGAGCGAU
Gymnodraco acuticeps is the source of this 1087-nucleotide messenger RNA. Its product is annotated as TATA element modulatory factor-like. Bases 495 to 1082 code for a protein of 195 amino acids. The transcript has 2 exons. Gene Ontology annotation, cellular component: endoplasmic reticulum; Golgi apparatus. NCBI's taxonomy places the organism in Eukaryota, Metazoa, Chordata, Actinopteri, Perciformes, Bathydraconidae. The record is from RefSeq and is a predicted model, not a curated record.